This is a messenger RNA of Juglans regia (Persian walnut), 2775 nucleotides long. RefSeq lists its product as uncharacterized. Gene Ontology annotation, biological process: proteolysis. NCBI's taxonomy places the organism in Eukaryota, Viridiplantae, Streptophyta, Magnoliopsida, Fagales, Juglandaceae. The record is from RefSeq and is a predicted model, not a curated record. The transcript has 6 exons. Gene Ontology annotation, molecular function: aspartic-type endopeptidase activity. The coding region runs from base 1 to 2775 and encodes 924 amino acids.
AUGGCUGAAGACAUCACCAAUUUGUGGCGCUCUUUUAGUCUCACGAAUACUGAACAAGAUGGUGUUGUUGUCACUAAUGAGGAACUUCAUCCUACUCUGUCUAAAGGCCAGUUCGGUCUGAUAGGAAAAGUGGUUGCUGAACAAAGGAUUAAUCGAGAGGGCUUUAAAAGUACCAUGGAAAAAGUUUGGAAAUUUGUUCAGGAUCUCACAAUUACAGAAGCGGGGGACAACUUAUUUAUAUUUGAAUUUGGUUCCCAUGGUGAUCUCUACCCAGUCAAAUGGGUUGUUAGAGUUAAGGUCCACGUUGUGAGUUGGGCAGUUAUCUGUAACGCACCAAUCCGUGCAAAUAGGAAAAAUCAUAACAAGUUGGUAUCAGAGCCGCGUUCUUGCAACAUGGCUGAGGGAACACGUUUGUCACAGCUUGUUGAAGCAGUUACGACUAUACAUGGAGAAACUGCUUCUUUGAAAGAAGCACAGAAACGACAGGAGGCACUUAUAGAGGGAGUUUUACAACAGCUUAAUAAUCUGGCAUCAAGCUAUGAUAGCUUGGCACAACAGUUCUUCACAUACUGUCAAACGUCGGAGGAUCACAAGCUGCAGAUUGCUUCUUUCCACAUAGAGGGGAAGGCGCUGACAUGGUAUUACUGGUUAAUGGAGUCUAGUCCAGCAGCAAAUUGGGACGACUUUUUGGUAGCUCUCCGCAUCAAGUUUGGACCUUCGGCAUAUGAAGAUCUAGUUGGUGCAUUCACUAAAUUAAGACAAACAGGGACUGUAGAAGAGUACCAAACAGCAUUUGAGAUCCUGUCAAACAAAAUCACAGGGGUAAGUGAAGAAUUUCGUAUAAGUACUUUUCUAAGUGGAUUAAGGGAUGAACUAAGGAUUAUUGUUACCAUGUUUAAACCAAAUACCCUCUCUGCUGCCUUUGGGUUGGCUCGGUUGCAAGAAGAAGAGGUGGGUAGGAAACAAUACCCUUACCGUAACCCACAUAGCCAAAACAGUCCACAUCCAAACACCCACAAACCAGCUCCACUCAGAUUACUAGGUCCAAAUCCAAUACCAAGACUACCAGCACCUCCACCACCAGACUCACAACCAAAUCCAAAUGUUCCUAAGAGAUACCAUUUUCCCAUAAAAAGACUUAAUCCUAGCCAAAUGCAAGAAAGGAGAGACAAGGGGUUAUGUUAUAAUUGUGAUCAAAAAUACCAAAUAGGACAUAGGUGUAAUUGGCCUAAAUUAUACCUGUUAGAAGUGCUGGAGUUGGGAGGGGGAGAUUAUGAGGAAGAGGAAGGGGAGGAGACCUAUGCCCAGGGUGAUAUGGGAGUUGACCCGACAACACAGCAAGCUGAAUUGCUGGUCAUUUCCCUACAUGCCAUAGCAGGAGCUCCCUCACCAAAGACUAUGAGGUUAGUGGGGAAAAUUGGGAAAAAUCCAGUUACAGUUCUUAUCGAUACUGGCAGCACACAUAGCUUUAUAGAUAUGAAUGUAGCAAGAAAAAUAAGGCUACCAGUGGAAGAAAGCCACUUGGCAGUCCAAGUUGCUAAUGGAGCAACUUUUCCUUGCCAUAGUUGCUGUAAGGCAGUGUUACUUAGGCUGCAAAGUUGUGAUAUUUUGGCUAAUCUUUAUUUGUUGACAUUGGGAGGGUGUGAUGUUGUAUUGGGAGUAGAUUGGUUGAGGAGUUUGGGAACAAUCCAGUGGAAUUUUACAAAUUUGAGCAUGAGGUUUCACGUUGAAGGGCAACAACUGUUGUUUCAAGGCUUAAAGCCACCUGAAAACUCUCUGGAGGAGGAACUAAAACUGAACAAAAAUACUCUGGCCGAAGGAAGAGGCAUUUGGCUGCAACUAAUGGAGGCAGGCAACUCUAAGGGGAAGGCACCUGUAGAUCCUGCCCUACAAGUUGUUUUAGACAAUUUCCAAAUAGUGUUUGCUGAACCAAGUGGACUCCCUCCCCCCAGGAGUCAUGAUCACCAAAUCCAGCUCCAAGAGGCAGCCAAACCCACUUGUGUUAGGCCUUAUCGUUACCCCUACUAUCAGAAGGAAGAGAUUGAGAAGCUGGUCAGGGAGAUGCUAAAGGCUAGAAUUAUUCAACCUAGCCAAAGUCCUUAUUCUUCACCCGUUCUCUUGGUGAGGAAGGCAGAUGGAAGCUGGCGAAUGUGCAUUGACUAUCGGGCUCUAAACAAAGACACUAUCAAAGAUAAGUUUCCCAUCCCAAAUAUAGAUGAAUUGUUAGAUGAAUUACAUGGUGCUGAACUGUUUUCCAAGCUGGAUUUAAGAUCAGGCUACCAUCAAAUCAGGAUGAGUCCUGAAGAUGUGCCUAAAACUGCCUUUCGAUUGACUGGUUAUUAUAGAAAGUUUGUGAAAGGUUAUGGGAGCAUUGCAGCCCCCUUAACUGCAUUAUUGAAGAACAAUUCUUUUAGUUGGAAUGAAGAGGCCACUCAAGCUUUUACAGCUCUUAAAGUAGCUAUGGUAAGGAUAGACCAACAGGCACUAAAACAUCUGCUGGAGCAAAAAGUUGGAACUCCAUUCCAGCAAAAGUGGGUGGCCAAGCUGUUAGGCUUUGAUUUUAGUGUGGAAUACCGAAGUGGGAAGGAAAACAGAGCAGCAGACGCAUUAUCGAGGCUGCCCACUGAAAAUGAUGGCUUUGACCCACAGGAGAGUUUAGCCAUCUGUGGGGAAGCCAAAGCAAUCAGUGUGAUCAAGGCAACUUGGUGGGAAGGGCUCCAACAAGCAUACAACCAGGACCCUCAGUUGCAACAGCUCAUUAGCCGUUGCCAUUAG